This is a messenger RNA of Elaeis guineensis (African oil palm), 1197 nucleotides long. Its product is annotated as ethylene-responsive transcription factor 4. Gene Ontology annotation, biological process: regulation of DNA-templated transcription. The record is from RefSeq and is a predicted model, not a curated record. NCBI's taxonomy places the organism in Eukaryota, Viridiplantae, Streptophyta, Magnoliopsida, Arecales, Arecaceae. Gene Ontology annotation, molecular function: DNA-binding transcription factor activity; DNA binding.
CAAACGUCCCCUCCUCCUAUAAAUUUUGGACCCCUUAUGCCUUCUCUUGUAACCCACCGCCUUCUUGCUCUUCUCAGCAGCCCCUUCCUUCCAGAGAGCGAGCUAAACAAAGAAAACGCAACAGAAAGGCAGAGAAGGAGAGCAAAGAGAGGGAGAGACGUUUGAGGGAUUCUUGGCAUGGCACCUCGAGAGAAGGCUAGCUGCGCCGCCGCCGCCGGGGCCGCAAGAGGCGUUGGGAGCGGCGGAGCGGUGGCGGGAGGAGCGAAGGAGAUUCAUUUUCGGGGAGUGAGGAAGAGGCCGUGGGGGAGGUACGCGGCGGAGAUACGGGAUCCCGGGAAGAAGAGCCGGGUGUGGCUGGGGACUUUCGACACCGCGGAGGAGGCCGCCAGGGCGUACGACGCCGCCGCCCGGGAAUUCCGCGGAUCCAAGGCGAAGACGAACUUUCCCUACCCGGACGCCUACCAGAGCCCCAGCGGCGGCGGAGGCGGUGGAGCAGCCGGGAGCCCGAGCAGCCAGAGCAGCACCGUCGAGUCCUCCAGCCGGGAGGCCGCCGUACCACCGAUGGCCCAGCCCCUUCUUCCUUCCCUCGAUCUUGACCUCCUCCGCCGCGGCGCGCGGUUCCCCUUCCAGCCCUUCGCGACCGCCGCCUCCGCUGCCGGCGUGGCGCACCCCUACUUCUUUUUCGACACCUUUGUUAGAUCGGACAAGGCGAACCAACACCACCUGACGCUGGGCACCCCGAUGAUCCUGGCCGAUUUCCAGACCCCUCUCGCCGGCGGCGUCCAGAGCGACUCGGAUUCCUCGUCCGUUGUCGAUUUGCACCCCCAUCACCCCUCUUCCCCGCCGCCCAAGAUGCUGCCUUUCGAUCUGGAUCUCAACCUCCCACCACCUGCGGAGAUCGCCUGAUCGGCCGUUGAUCGCCGGCAGCUCGUCGCCUCUUCUUGGCUUUCUUUUUAUGUUAAAGGAGGAAAUUAUUUUCUUUUUUUGUUUCCUUGUACUUUUCCUGGAGAGCGAAUCUAUCCAAGAGAAAGUUAUGUAAAUAUUUAACUUUCUUUUUUCCACUGAGAUGGAUGGAUAUCUAGGUCUCUCCGAUCUCUUGUGUUCGAGAUCAGAUCCAGAGAUCCCCAUCUCGUUGUCUGUAAUUUCCCUCAAUUUAUCUAUCGUCAAUGGAUAAUAUCUGAAUUACGUUAACGUUUU